AUGGUGGAAAUGGGCAAUGAAAUUGAAGAUGGGUCUGUGUCUGGGUCUGGUUUACUUGAGAUUGAGAAGAUGAUAGACACACUAACGCAAUCUGGGCGUGUGGGUGACACGCGCCGUCUCAAGGUUUUUGCGGCGUGUGAUGUUUCGAUUCUUGAGAAGGUUUUGCCACACUGCAAUGUUGAUCAGUUGAUGUAUGUGGAGAAGUGUUGCAAAUCCAGAGGGAGAGAUCUGAGCCUUGUGACUGAUCAGUUGUGGAAGAAAUUCUACGAAAGGGAAUUUGGGGUUUCAAAGGCUGAUGCUGUGGUUCAAAGGAUGAGGGAAAAGAAGGUUUCAUUCAAGUGGGUGAUAUUGUAUGAGGCUAAACUGAAGGAAAGGGCUGAGGCUGAGAACAAAGCGAUUGAUCGAGUAAAGCAACUUUACAAGAAAGAGAAUGAGAGGAAAAAGAGUAGGCAACUCAAGGUUUGCGAAGCGGUGAAACCCAUCACAAGAAAGAGGGGAUGUGAUGAGAUCUGUAACAUAAAGAAGGGAAACUUGAUGAAGAAGGCAAGAAAAGAGUUUGAAAAUUGCAGAGAGGUGAAGGAUCUUGCUGCUAUCAACAGGAUUGCCUUGCAAAGGAAAUAUCAUCAUCGUCCCUCUUUGUUCAUUAAGUGA
Messenger RNA from Quercus robur (English oak), 651 nucleotides. RefSeq lists its product as uncharacterized. Gene Ontology annotation, cellular component: nucleus; elongin complex. NCBI's taxonomy places the organism in Eukaryota, Viridiplantae, Streptophyta, Magnoliopsida, Fagales, Fagaceae. Gene Ontology annotation, biological process: transcription elongation by RNA polymerase II. The coding region runs from base 1 to 651 and encodes 216 amino acids. The transcript has a single exon. The record is from RefSeq and is a predicted model, not a curated record.